ACAAGUUACACAAAACACGGACACAAGCCGUGCUAUGUGUUGCAGUGGCCAAAUUCCCGAAUCCUUCUCGACACACCAAUAGACUAUACCCCGUUUUUCAGCUUCAUGCCACAUGUGUAUCAGAGUCCGCGAUUCAAAAAUGCGCAUAUCGUUAAAAAAUUCGGUAUUCCAUAUAUCAAAGAGCUCUCGCACCGGGUCUAUAUCGACGGACCGCCUGAAAUUUUCCAUGUAUCGGCAGAAAUGCUGAAAAUGGACCGAAUCGACGCGAUUCUAGUGUCCAACUACGAGAACUUCAUUGGCCUGCCGUUCUACACUGAAAAUACCGGCUUUUCAGGCAAAAUCUACGCUACAGAGAUUGCUUUUCAGUAUGGAAAAUUGCUCAUGGAAGAGAUGCUGGAAUUCAUGGAGCGAAUCGAAGCGCGGCCCGACGAUGCGACAUGGAAAAAAGAGGAGAUUUGCCAAAAAUUCCCGAAUGCGCCGUCGAUGAAUCCGAUGACGUGGGCAUCGUUCUACAAGGCAGCCGACAUGCAUCGCUGUUUGACAAAAGUGAUCACAUUGAGUUUUAAUCAAACCAUUGAGCUAUUCCGUGUCAAAGUCACCCCAAUCGUCUCCGGACACACCUAUGGCUCAGCAAACUGGAUUUUCGAGACGGAAAACGAGAAAAUCGGAUAUCUAACAGCGUCGAAUCCAAUUUCAACAGAUGUGAAGCCAAUGGAAAUUGGUCCAUUGAGAAGUGAUAUUGAUUAUUUGAUAAUCAAUUCGAUGAGUCGCUUAAUCGACACUUCCACCCAGACAAUGGGCGUUUCUCUCACCAGAACUGUCACCGAUUAUUUGAAAAAUCAUGGAUCAGUGAUUUUGCCAAUUUGUCCAGUUGGACCCAUUUUUGAGAUGAUUGAAGCGAUUUCCGAUAUUAUUAGUUCUACGACCGGAAUCUCCCCUGACACUCCAAUUUAUCUGAUUUCUCCAGUGGCGAAAAGCGCCAUCGCAAUGGCGAGUAUCAGUGCUGAAUGGAUGUCCGAAUCCCGUCAAAAGGCGGUCUAUCUCCCAGAAGAACCCUAUUAUCACAGCCAAUUCAUCAAAUCGGGACGUCUUCGAAUUUACGAAUCCUUGUAUGGAAACUUCUCGAAAGAAUUCAAAACGCCGUGUGUGAUCCUCGCCAGUCAUCCAUCGCUCCGUGUCGGUGACGCUGCUCAUAUGAUCGAGGUGCUGGGAUCGGAUCCGAAGAAUGCCGUCAUUAUCACAGAUUCCGAUUUGCCAUGUGAAGAGGUUCGAGAACCGUUCCGCAACCUGCCCAUCAAAUUUAUCAACAUUCCAAUGGAUUUUCGAAUGGACUUCGCCACGUUGGACAAGAAUUUGCAGGAGUGGAAGCCGAAGGCAAGUGUCAUUUGCCCGUCCGCCUAUUCGCAACCAGUGCUCAAUCGGCCAGACUUAAAGAUCACAUAUGAGAACCUAUGGCCAAUCAAGUUCAACGAGACAGUCAAACUGUGGAAAAUGACAAGAGAUCAGACGAAAACCGUCACGGUGUCUGUGCAUCCGGAUGUCGUCAGAGAUCUACGAUUCAAACAGCAUCCGACGAAAAAGUUGGCAAUCGCUUCAGUUGCCUGCAACCUCUCCGCCUACAACGACGACUUCAAAUUGGUCCCAUCCAACUACCCGGUCAUCAAACAGAAAUACGGAAAAGUCACCCUUGUCAAACUGCUCCGCGAGCUUCGAAAACGAAACCUGGACCCACACGAAGAGACGACGGAAAACCAAAAAACUACAGUACUCAAUAUUCCGAUUCUUCAAGCCAAAAUAACAAUGAGCAAUGGCGGAAAACGUAUGAAAAUUCAGUCGAACGAUCCGACGGCCAGAUGGGAGCUACAGGAGAUGUUCAAUGAUUUUCUGAUGGAAGACGAUGGAAUCGUCGGAAGGCCAACCAGAGAUGUUAGA
Molecule: messenger RNA, 1932 nt
Organism: Caenorhabditis briggsae
Lineage: Eukaryota; Metazoa; Nematoda; Chromadorea; Rhabditida; Rhabditidae
Biological process (GO): snRNA processing
Cellular component (GO): integrator complex
Source: RefSeq, a predicted model, not a curated record